Physeter macrocephalus (sperm whale) is the source of this 1034-nucleotide messenger RNA. RefSeq names its product enoyl-CoA hydratase, short chain 1 (gene ECHS1). The record is from RefSeq and is a predicted model, not a curated record. Gene Ontology annotation, cellular component: mitochondrion. The coding region runs from base 71 to 943 and encodes 290 amino acids. Gene Ontology annotation, molecular function: enoyl-CoA hydratase activity. NCBI's taxonomy places the organism in Eukaryota, Metazoa, Chordata, Mammalia, Artiodactyla, Physeteridae. Gene Ontology annotation, biological process: fatty acid beta-oxidation. The transcript has 8 exons.
CCUGACUGGCGCGGCCGGGGGGCGGUCCGCGGGGCGGGCGGCCGGAGCGAUCUGUCGUCACGCUAGAGCCAUGGCCGCCCUGCGCGCCUUGCAGCCCAGCGUCCGCGCCCUGCUGUGCACUUGGCCCGGCUGCCCCGCGCCGCGCUCCUUCGCCUCCAGCGCAGCCUCUGAAUACAUCAUCACAGCCAAGAAGGGGAAGAACAGCAACGUGGGGUUGGUCCAGCUGAACCGCCCCAAGGCACUCAAUGCGCUCUGCGAUGGCCUGAUCGUGGAGCUCAACCAGGCGCUACAGGCCUUCGAGGAGGACCCGGCUGUGGGGGCCAUCGUCCUUACGGGCGGGGAGAAGGCGUUUGCAGCUGGAGCCGACAUCAAGGAAAUGCAGAAUCUAACGUUCCAGGACUGCUACUCCAGCAAGUUCUUGAGCCACUGGGACCUACUCUCUCAGGUCAAGAAGCCAGUCAUAGCUGCUGUCAAUGGCUACGCCCUUGGCGGUGGCUGUGAACUUGCUAUGAUGUGUGACAUCAUUUAUGCUGGAGAGAAAGCCCAGUUUGGGCAGCCAGAGAUCCUAAUAGGAACCAUCCCAGGUGCAGGGGGCACCCAGAGACUGACCCGUGCCGUCGGAAAGUCCCUGGCCAUGGAGAUGGUCCUCACUGGUGACCGGAUCUCGGCCCAGGAUGCCAAGCAAGCAGGUCUUGUAAGCAAAAUUUUUCCUGUUGAGACACUGGUGGAAGAAGCCAUCAAGUGUGCAGAAAAAAUUGCCAGCAACUCUAAAAUUGUAACAGCGAUGGCCAAAGAAUCCGUGAAUGCAGCUUUUGAAAUGACAUUAACAGAGGGCAUUAAGUUAGAGAAGAAACUCUUCUAUUCAACUUUUGCUACGGAAGACCGGAAAGAAGGGAUGUCCGCGUUUGUGGAGAAGAGAAAGGCCAACUUCAAAGACCAGUAAGAGCUGGCUGCCUCUGCCUCAGCACCUCGAGUUAAAGAGGAAAAACACGGCCUGUCAGCUUCUGAAGCAAAUAAAUCCUUCUCUUUCAAAC